Geodia barretti is the source of this 1209-nucleotide messenger RNA. The record is from the annotation of a GenBank genome assembly. Lineage: Eukaryota; Metazoa; Porifera; Demospongiae; Tetractinellida; Geodiidae.
AUGGCAACAAAGCCCAGGACGCCAACCAUACCCCUGACCGAGAUCGAACACGCCGCCUUCUGCCGGCCCGAAGAUGAACUCCCGGCCAAGUCCCUGGCCGAAGAGAUUGCCAUCAACGUCCGGUGGCAGAAGAUUCCCCCAGAGUACCUGCGCUUUUCGCCCGAAGAACUGGACCAGCGCAUCCACGACGUGCGGCAAAAGCUGGGAACCGAUGUAACCAUCCUGGGCCACCAUUACCAGCGGGAAGAGAUAAUCAAGUACGCCGACUUCCAGGGCGACUCCUUCCUGCUCUCCCAGGAGGCCGCCUCCCGCACCGAGGCCAGCUACAUUGUCUUUUGCGGCGUCCACUUCAUGGCCGAAACCGCUUGCAUCCUCUGCGCCCCGCACCAGAAGGUGAUUCUCCCCAACAUCACCGCCGGUUGCUCCAUGGCCGAUAUGGCCCCCAUGGAGGAUGUGGACGAUGCCUGGGAAGACUUGCAGGACGUAUUGGGCGACCACGGCGGCAUCAUUCCCGUCACCUACAUGAACUCCAUCGCCGGUAUCAAGGCCCUCUGCGGCCGCAACAACGGCGCCGUCUGUACCUCGUCCAAUGCCCCCGCCGUACUCAAGUGGGCUUUCGAGCGGGCCCAGCGUGUCCUCUUCCUGCCCGACCAGCACCUGGGCCGCAACACCGCCCUUAAGCUGGGCAUACCCCUGGACGAAAUGGUGGUCUGGAAUCCCUUCAAGCGGUUGGGCGGCAACACCCCCGAGCAGCUUCGCCACGCCAAGAUGGUCCUGUGGCAGGGCCACUGCUCCGUGCAUACCCGCUUUACCCCCGGCCAGGUCCAGUCGGCCCGCGACCGCUACCCCGACAUCAACGUCGUGGUGCACCCCGAGUGCCCCAUGGAGACCCUCGAGGUGGCGGACAUGAACGGCUCCACCGAGUUUAUCCGCAAGACCAUCAACGAGGCUCCCGCCGGCAGCCAGUGGGCCGUGGGCACCGAAAUCAGCCUGGUCAACCGCCUGGCCCUCCAGAAUCCCGACAAGACCAUAUUCUGCCUGGACCCGGUCAGUUGCCCCUGCUCCACCAUGUACCGCAUCCACCCGGCCUACCUGCUCUGGGUGCUGGAAGGCCUGGCCGCCGGAGAGGUCAACAACCAGAUAACCGUCCCCGAACAAAUGCGCCAGGAAGCCAACGUAGCCCUGGAAAGAAUGCUGGCCCUGCGCUAG